UCAGAAAAUUAUCCAACUGCUGCCAAGCCGAAAAUUGAAGGCCUAUUAUCCAAUUAACGGUUCAUGCCACCAUCUCUCGCUCUGCCAUUCCUACGCUGUCAUAUUCCUACUUCUUCACCUUUUUUACUCACUCGUUGUUCCACCACCGCCGUCGCCACCGCGUUUUCUCAGAGUGAAUCUAGCCUUAGGAAAACCAUGGAUCGUUUGGCAGGGAAUGCAAACCUCAUGAUUGUCUCAGAUCUUGAUCAUACAAUGGUUGAUCAUCAUGAUUCCGAGAAUCUCUCUCUUCUUAGAUUCAAUGCACUGUGGGAAUCAAAAUACCGUAGUAAUUCUUUGUUAGUUUUCUCAACUGGGAGGUCACCCACACUAUACAAGGAAUUAAGGAAAGAGAAGCCCAUGCUAACGCCUGAUAUCACGAUAAUGUCUGUGGGAACUGAAAUUACAUAUGGCAACUCUAUGGUACCAGAUGAUGGUUGGGUUGAAUUUCUAAAUCAGAAAUGGGACAGGAACAUAGUAUCUGAAGAAACACGCAAGUUAAGCGAACUUACUCUUCAGUCUGAUACAGAACAAAGACCACACAAAGUAAGCUUUUAUGUCCAGAAGGACAAGGCGCAAGACAUUAUGAAGUCUCUUUCAACUCGCUUUAAAGAACGUGGGUUGGAUGUUAAGAUAAUAUACAGUGGAGGGAUGGACUUGGACAUUUUGCCACAGGGUGCUGGUAAAGGGCAAGCACUUGCUUAUCUGCAUAAAAAAUUCAAAGCCGAGGGUAAAUUACCUAAAAACACACUUGUUUGUGGCGACUCUGGAAAUGAUGCAGAACUAUUUAGUAUUCCAGAUGUACAUGGUGUCAUGGUUAGUAAUGCCCAGGAAGAAUUAUUGCAGUGGCAUGCUGCAAAUGCCAAAGCUAAUCCUAAAAUAAUUCAUGCAACAGAGAGAUGUGCAGCAGGUAUUAUACAAGCCAUUGGUCACUUUAAACUGGGUCCAAGUACAUCCCCCAGAGAUGUUACGGACUCAUCUGACGCUAAGAUGGAGACCUUUGAUCCUGCUUAUGAAAUAGUGAAAUUUUACUUGUUUUACGAGAGGUGGAGACGUGCUGAAGUGGAACAAACUGAGCAGUAUUUGGCAAAUCUAAAAUCAGUUUGUUCUCCAUCUGGAAUUUUUAUUCAUCCAUCUGGAAGUGAGCAACUACUCAGUGACUGUGUAAGCUCACUGAGAACAUGUUAUGGGGACAAACAAGGGAAACAAUUUCGGGUUUGGGUAGAUCAGGUUUUACCUCAACAGGUUGGUUCUGACUCCUGGCUGGUGAAGUUUAAGAAAUGGGAGCAAUCUGGUGAAGAGCGGCAAUGUUGUCUGACUACUGCUUUAUUAAGUUCAAAAGAUGUGACUGUUACAGAAGGGCUCACUUGGGUGCAUGUCCAUCAGACAUGGUUGGAUGGAACAGGGCCAAACGGUCAAACAUCCUGGUUAUUCUAGGUUUGCCCCACUCGUCUUGCAUCUUAUUUGUUGUAUCAAAAUAAAUGUAAUUGCUACAUUCUGUAGCUUACUGAUGGUCAUUUCUCCUGUUAUUGAUAAUUCAUAUACACCAUCCAAUCAUAUGAAAAUCGCUUUUAUUUUCAGUUAUC
Molecule: messenger RNA, 1622 nt
Organism: Sesamum indicum (sesame)
Lineage: Eukaryota; Viridiplantae; Streptophyta; Magnoliopsida; Lamiales; Pedaliaceae
Product: sucrose-phosphatase 2
Biological process (GO): sucrose biosynthetic process
Molecular function (GO): sucrose-phosphate phosphatase activity; magnesium ion binding
Source: RefSeq, a predicted model, not a curated record